AUGUGUUUUCAGUUCGACUGGGGUAUAACAAUGAAGACUCUUAGGACUUUACUGCUCUGUAUGGGAACCUUAUACCUCGCGUCGGCAGCUCCAGUGGCCCGGAAUAAUUCGCCACAACACGCCGAAUAUGAAUACGAUUACGACAGCUCCGCCCAGCAGGCACAGGCGCAAGAGCCUCAAGAAUCCGCCAGCCACUACGACGCCUACAUCCAAGACGUCAAAGCAGCCACAAGCGGCGACACCAAGAAAGGUUACAGCAGAGGAAGCGGUCUAAGAACUAUUGCAGUCGGUUCGGCGAAUCAAGCGAAAACAGCGCUUGGAAACCAAGCCGCGGCGGCGUAUCAAGCGGCGUAUGUGGCCAAGAAUACCCUCGCGCAGUCCGCGGCGCAGGCUAGUGCCACUGCUCAGGCGGCGUUGGCAGGAAAGCAGGUCAUCCUGUCGGGAUUAGAGCAGCAAGUCAGGGACGCCAAGGUUGCGCUCCAAGGUGAAGAAAUGCAGUUGCAACAAGCCAAGAGAGCCGCCCAGUCAGCCGCCCAGGCCGCGCAGCAAGCUAUGCAUCAGGUGAACGUGAUCCAAGCAGCCCUGAACGCAGCCCAAGCAACAUCAGAGAACGCCAACGAAGCGGCCUCCCAGGCGGCAGGUGAAUUAGGAGCUCAGACCGCCAUGGUUGGAGCUGCAAGGCAGAGGCUCCACACUCUCCAGGAACAGUUGCACGGAGUCAGAAUCGACUUCGAGGCAACGCAGUCGGCUGCUAGAAAGGCCCAGGCCGCGGCACAACAAGCUCAGGCAAACGCUGCGGAGGCUGCAGCCAAAGCGGCAGCCGCUGGUCUUGGAUCCGGGCAGCAUCACGACGCCUCACACGAAGGUACGAACCAAAAGGAGUACAAGGUAGCCCCCGGGCAGGACAGCCAGGAGUACUACUCAGAGUCGGACUACCAACACCAGUAG
Bombyx mandarina (wild silkworm) is the source of this 948-nucleotide messenger RNA. RefSeq lists its product as uncharacterized. The record is from RefSeq and is a predicted model, not a curated record. NCBI's taxonomy places the organism in Eukaryota, Metazoa, Arthropoda, Insecta, Lepidoptera, Bombycidae.